Molecule: messenger RNA, 3728 nt
Organism: Paramacrobiotus metropolitanus
Lineage: Eukaryota; Metazoa; Tardigrada; Eutardigrada; Parachela; Macrobiotidae
Product: calcium-activated potassium channel subunit alpha-1-like
Exons: 23
Coding region: 145-3606 (1153 amino acids)
Biological process (GO): potassium ion transport; transmembrane transport
Cellular component (GO): membrane
Molecular function (GO): large conductance calcium-activated potassium channel activity
Source: RefSeq, a predicted model, not a curated record
UUGGGCAUGAUCAAGAUGUGGUCCUCCGGUACGUACUUUCGAUCUGUAACGUGUUUUCAGAAUGAUUUGUAAGUCACAAAAGUCGUAAAUCUUCCGGAUGCUGAAGUCCCUGUCUGAUCUCGCAGUCUGCUCUUUAAUUGCGACAUGGCUAUUGACGGAGAAAAACUUGCUAAUUAUCAUGCUCCCUGCGUUGUACUGGGAUUGGAUCGGUUAUGGUAUAUAUUCCUGCUGUCCAGUGUAAUAACGCCGUUCGUUUUGUCCAUUCUGGUUCUGAUCGUGCGUGUACUGGUGUGGAUUAAUGCCUAUCGGAAACAUUUAAGCACGUAUCCAGAAAAUCCUAUUACAUUCAAACGAUGGUUUCAGCAGUAUGAAAACGAAGUACAAGUACCGCUUUUUAAUGUCAUACGGGAUGCCGCCGAUAACCUGGUAUCUAUGCGAUACAGGCUGGGACAGACCUUGACCAUUUUAGCAUUUUGCCUCAGCAUGGCAUCGCUGUUCAUCUACUACAACCUCGUUUCUUAUUACAUGAACGAUGUGGAGCAAUGCCAGCCGUGGGUUUAUAAUAUUCCCCAACAAGUGGAUUUCGCUUUUAAUUGUUUCUUCUUGGUCUAUUUCAUCCUCCGAUUCUUGGCUGCUCAAGACAAGAUGUCAGCUAUCUGGAAUCUCUACAGUAUUGUAGACUAUUUUACUGUGCCACCGGCAUUUGUUGGCUUGGCCCUGGACCGCGAUUGGAUUGGCUUAAAAUUUUUGCGUGUGGUUUAUCUUCGCAAAAUCGCUACCAUCUUGGCUUCUCUGGAUUUGAUUACGUCAACCGUGAAGAUAAAGCUGCUACAACUGGCUCUGACAUGGCUUCUCGUUCUUUUGGCUGCCGGUGGAUUUUUUCAUUUGCUGGAAAAUUCUGGUGAUCCAUGGACGGAUGACUAUGACGGUCAACGGUUCAAUUACUGGAAUUUUGCCUACUUCGCUUUUGGUACGAUGGCCACUAUUGGGUCGCCGGAUAUUAACGUGAAGACCGUCCUGGGCAAAUUGAGCAACGUGCUCCUCGUGUUAACCGUUCUCGCAGUCAUCGGUAUCGCUUUACCGGACAUUGUCGAUCUUAUGGAAACACCCAGAAAAUAUAACGGGGACCACCGUAACAAACUGAACCAAAGGCACAUUGUUGUUUGCGGGGAUGUGACAUUUGCAUCAAUAGUCAGCCUGUUUGACGAAUUAUUCCAUCCGGAUCGGAACGUUCGAAAUUUGAAGAUUGUUUGUCUUGGAGUAGCGGAGCCUGAUUUGCAUUAUGCACAGUUUCUGAAAACCAACUCCCUGAACAUCUCAUAUUUCCAAGGAUCGUAUCUUGUGGCCCAUGAUCUGUACCGCGUACGCCUUCACGAAGCCGACGCUGCCAUAGUCAUGGCCAAUAAAGCCAAUGCUAACGCCGACAUCGAAGACAACAACAACAUCAUGUGUGUGGUGUCGUUGAAAAAUUUCAACCCUCAACUACGCAUAAUUGUGCAGCUUUUACAAUAUCGGAGCAAGACUUAUCUUACAAGCAUACCAAACUGGAAUCCACAUAUCGGUGACGACAUCAUCUGCUUACCGGAAAUUAAACUUGGACUGUUUGCUCAGAGUUGCGCUGCACCUGGUUUUACCACUCUGAUGGCUAAUCUUUUUGCUUCCCGUUCCAAUGAUGUGGAAAUGGACUGGCCGGAUUGGUUAAAAAGUUACACCCAAGGAACUGGAAUUGAGAUGUACACUGAACGAAUCAGCGAUGCCUUUACUAAUCAGACAUAUAUUGACAUUUUGGAGACCUGUUACGUUAAAUUAAACUUGAUUCUCUUUGCAAUUACGGAGCAACAAAAUGCUGACGAUGAGAGUUUAUUUUCUCAUGCCCUGAUAUUAAAUCCAGCGUUAAACUACGUGGUUAAGCGCGGAUCGUAUGGAUGCUUUUUCGCGGAUUCUGCCAAAGAUGUUCAACGAAUGUCAAUAUAUUGUCGACAAUGUCACGAUGACAUUACAGAGCCGGAGGCGAUCAAAAUGUGCAAUUGUAGCACUUCAGAAAACCGCCGGUUUAAUCGAUCGGGGUCAAAUGGAUCUGUACGCCCCAUGACACCCAAGCCCACUCCGCAUUCUCCGUCCAUUUUGGAUCGUAUGGUAUCCUUAGCCGGUAACAGUUUGCAUUCGACGCGAUCCGAUGCUUUCCUGUUGGAGAACACAUCCAGCACCGGCUACGGAACCGGACCGGGCACCGUGAAUAAUGGGUUCGAUGCCGAUGACGACCCUGACAGCGCACUCACCCGUCUGGGGGAUAGACCGGUGACGUUUACAUCCUUCCAGAAAAAGAUGGUGUACUUCAUGCGAUAUUACGGCAGUCCCGCUAACUGGAAUCGCAGCUCACUAGCCGAGCCGAUUCGGGACGACGCCGGCAAUAUCCUCGAUCUGUCUGGCGGUCCGAGAUAUGACUCAACUGGUCUGUUCUGGUGGUGCCCACCGAAAGUUUACGAAGAAGUUCUCGUUGAUCGAUAUGAAGCGGCCAAGAUGAAUUUUAAAAACCACGUCGUUCUCGUCAUAUUUGCUAACGAUUCGUCAUCUGGUAUUGGACUGAACAAUUUCGUCAUGCCCCUACGAUCCAGCAUUACAGCCUAUGAAGACCUGAAGGACAUUGUGAUUUUGGGUGAUCCCCAGUUUUUAAGUAUGGAAUGGCCAUCUGUUUGCAAUUUUCCAAAAAUUACCAUGGUCAAGAUUUUUGGACUGAGUCGAGCCGAUCUGCGUGCUGUGAAUAUCCACACAUGUAAACUGUGCGCUCUGCUUACCGCAACCUCCGAUAAUGGCGUCGACAGUGUACUUCUGGCGGACAAGGACGCUAUCCUGACAUCAUUAACCAUAAAGGCCAUGAACUUUGGAAACCAGGAAAAUAAUUUUUUUAGCGAUUCCGUUCCCGUUACUCGAAGCUGGCGGAAUUCCGCAUCCGUCAACCUUAGAAAUGCUAAUCCAAUGUUGCAAAAGCAGUCGCUCACGGAAAGUAUUCCUGUGGAUAAUGAGAUUGUGCGCACAAGCGUUGUUAAAGGUUACGCCAUUCCUCUCCUGACCGAGUUAGUAAACGACUCCAAUGUUAAUUUUGUGGAGCAAGAUGAUUUCGAUAUUAACGAAUUCUUUAUGGCGGAACCAUUUGCAUGCGGCAAUGCUUUUGCACAGAGCGUGUUGCAGGCGUUACUGGUUUCGUCAUACUUUAAUCCGUUCACACUAUCCGUUUUGCGUGCACUGAUCUUCGGAGGAAUAACGCCGGAAUUCGAGCAGAUUCUCGCUGAGGGUGCCGGGUUGAUCGGUGGUCCGAAUCUAUCACAAAAACAUCCACAUCCGGAGCGCUGCCGUCUGAUUCAGAUCGACAUCGGGGAUGUGAGAUUCGCUAGGCAUUCGAGAUCGACAUUCGGACAGUUAUUUCUGGAUGCCAUUCGAAGGUACAACAUUCUAUGCUUUGGAUUAUACAGGAAAAUCCAGCAACAAGGCAAAGAGUCUAGAUCGCUGAGGAGAUACGUGAUCACAACGCCACCAAAAGAUUUCUUGUUGCAGUCUGAUGAUAAAGUUUUUGUGAUAGAACGACUAAGUUACAUCCCGUCCUGGUAAACGGUGGCAUGGGCAGAUAAUUAGUUGUUGUACCUUGUAUAAAUUUUAUUUGCAUAAUUCAUGAGCUGUUACUGCACAUUAUUUCGAAGAAUCCAUAAAGGAAACAUCAGAAACUUGCGCAC